AGGACGGUCACGUGACAUGGCUGCGCGCUUCUCGGCGGUCGGCUGCUUUGGGCUCCGCUGUUUCCGGUCGGAGGGCAUUGAGCGCUGCGCACUGGCGGACAGGGCUAUGUGAGGCGGGCGGCGGGCUGUCGCUGUACCGGAGUCAGAGCUCACGUCACCCGGUAGCGGACUAGGAGCCGUCAGGAUGCCGGGGCUGCAGAUGUUCGGCCGGCGCUGGGCCAUCGCCAGUGAUGACCUGGUGUUCCCCGGAGCCUUUGAGCUGCUGGUGAGGUUUAUCUGGUGGAUUGGGAUGUUGGCCCUCUACUUCGUCCAUAAAGGGCACUUUGAUUGCCCCGGGGGACCCCUCCUGCAGAGCUACUUCAUUGUACUGAUUGCCAUGCUGGGUGCAAUUAUCUGCUCCGUGUCGGCAAUCGUCUAUAUCAGUAUGCAAGGUACAAUCGCCAACCCGGGGCCCAGGAAGUGCAUGCCCAAACUGGUGUACAUCCGCCUGGCCCUCUAUCUGCCAGAAUUCGCGUGGGCCAUUAUGGGGGCAAUCUGGGUGUCGGAUAAUGGGGUUCACUGUGAGAAAACCGUGGUGAAUGUCAUUCUGCUUACUGUUGUCGCUAGUUGGAUCAUCAUGCUGUUCACCACUAUAGCCGUCUUCAUCGUGUUUGAUCCACUGGGACGCAAGAAAGCUUUAUAUUAUGUGAGAGAUGAAGAUCACAACCUGCAGAGCAGCCAGUCCGAGCAGCUGAUGUACAACCUGAAGAAGACUGCUACUAGGGUGUGGGAGACCCGCAUCCGCCUGUUCUGCUGCUGCAUAGGCAACGACAAUGACAACAGGGUGGCUUUCUCCAGCAUCGCACAGCUAUUCAGCAGCUACUUUGCUGACACAGACUUGGUUCCCAGUGAUAUAGCGGCAGGACUGACUCUCCUUCAUCAGGAGCAGGACAAAGUGGAACUCAGCCGGGAUCCGGAUGAAGUGUUGUCCCACUCGUCAUCCCCACCAUCUGAGAGAGACAAUCUGGAUGUGGAGUUGGCGAAGGCGGCUCACUACAUGCAGUUUGCAGCCGCUGCCUACGGUUGGCCCCUCUAUGUGUACAGCAACCCCUUCACCGGACUAUGCAAACUGUGCGGAGAAUGUUGCCAGAACCGGAGGGCCCAGAGUGAUAUUGUGGGCGGUGAUCACCUCAAUUGCCAUUUUGGCUCUAUUCUGCAAACAACAGGACUACAGUAUCGGGAUUUCAUCCACAUCUCCUUUCAUAACCGGAUCUAUGAAAUCCCAUUUUUUGUUGCCCUCGAUCACAAAACAGAAGCCAUCUUGGUAGCUGUAAGAGGAACACUGUCCCUUGAGGAUGUUCUGACCGACCUGUCAGCGGACUGCGAGAAUCUGCACACCGAUUGCGUGGAUGGAGAUAGCUUUUCACAUAAGGGCAUAAGUCAGGCUGCUAGUUACAUCUACAGAAGGCUUAUAAAUGAUGGCAUAUUGAAUCAAGCAUUCACUGUUGCACCGGAAUACAAGCUUGUCAUUGUAGGACAUAGCUUGGGGGCUGGAGCAGCUGCUGUGUUGGCAGUGCAACUUCGAAGUUCUUUUCCUACUCUGAAGUGCUAUGCAUUUUCACCACCAGGGGGCCUUUUCAGCAAAGCUCUUGCUGAUUAUUCAAAGAAUUUUAUCAUCUCGAUAAUAGUCGGGAAGGAUCUUGUGCCAAGACUGAGUUUACCAAACAUGGAAGAUCUGAAGAACCGAAUACUAAGGAUGGUGGUGAACUGUAACCGACCCAAGUACCGGAUCCUGCUGCACGGAUGUUGGUAUGAAAUAUUCGGUGGCAAUCCAGAUAACUUCCCGACAGAACUGGAUGGCCGAAACAUGGCAUCUCUGACACAGCCGCUGUUGGCUGAGCAGGCUUUACUGAUUCAGAAAUCCUCCUCAUACAGCACACUAACAGAGGGCUCCCCCGCUGAUUCUCCUCGACAUCCUCGUCUGUAUCUACCAGGGAAGAUCAUCCAUAUUACAGAAGACAGCAGAUCAGGAUGUCUCUGUUUUUCGGAUGUGAAAUACAGCGCACAGUGGUCGAAAGAGACUUCUUUCAACAGCAUUUACAUCAGCCCCAGAAUGAUCACCGACCACAUGCCGGACAUUGUACAGAACGCUCUGAGGAGCCUGUGUCCGGAGCGCGCCGGCUGUAUGCCCUGUCAGACUCCACCGCACGACUUGCCUACCAAUUAGGUCUAAGCCAUUGCAAGCAGUGCACCUUCUCACCUGUGUGGAUAUGGGGGGGACAAGCGAAGCAGUCUUACUAAUAACACAGUAACCCUCCCUCUACUACAGGACGAUGACGCCGCGGCUGAGAAACGAUCCUGGUGACAAGAAACGCACACAUGUUUGGUUGCCUUUUGCACUAGCCUUUUUUGUUUCUUUGGAUGAGUUUAAUAUUUUAAGUUAAAAGUUUUGUGAAAGGGAUGGAACAAGCAAAGCAAAAAUUCUGCACUGCUUAAAGGGGUUGUCCGGGAUUGACAUAUUAAGGACCGAUUCUCAGGAUAGGUCAUCAAUAUAAGAUCAACGGGGGUCCAGCUCUUAGGCACCCCGCUGAUCAGCUGUACGAAGAGAUCCCAGCUGUCCAUAAGCCCUUCUGCCACCGCCUCUAGGCCAUGUGAUGUGUCGUUCAUUGGUUACACGGCCUAGUCGCAGUUCAGCCCCAUUCAAGUAAUUCCCUUCCAUUUUCAAGAUCUCUGCUUGCUGACAGUGAGAAGAUUGUUGUUUACAUACAGACCUAGUCCUGCUGUUGCAUCCAUGUAUCAGUUUGGUGGUCGGGCUGUUUAGCUUAUUGUCUAGACUGUAUCCAACUGUAUCAGGGGAAAGAAGGACUAGCUGUGUAUGGGUUUGAAGCCACUAAAUGUAAGCCAGAAUACCUUUAAAGGGGUUGUUCACCCCUGGGGACCCCCCUCCCCCCAAUGUCGCCAGACCCCCAUUGGGAAUCAUGCUGAUCUGGUUCCUGCUGCUGGGUUCCGGCUCCUUUGCUCCACCGCAGCUCCUAGGUCUCCUCGUGUCAAGAUCCGGUUUUGCGUAGGUCACGUGGCCGCUGCACGUCCACCACGGCAACAUGUCACCCAUCCAUUACAUGACCCAGUGACAUGACGCAUGGGUAAACACUUCACGGUAGUGGCCACACAACCGGUGUCUACAUCUGGUUUGACCCAGGAGCUGCGGCAGGGAUCAGGUAAGUAUGAUUCCCAUAACAGGUCCGGCCACGCUGAGGAUGGGGGGGGGUCUGCAUAAAAGCUCUCAAGGGGUGAACAGCCCCUUUAACUUGUUUGACCGCAAGCAGUGAUUGUGACAUUGGUAAGGAAACACAAUGUUUGUUAGAAGGUAGAUAAAAAAAAAAAAAGCCAGACCCUUUGUGCAGACAGUCGGGUGGGCUGUCCAUGUCCGCCAUGCAGAUUAUUGCGUGUUCUUGUGUUAUGCCUUUGUGUGUGUAUGUGUAAUAUUAUAUGUGAAUGCGCCGAUGUGUGUAAUGAAAUAAUGAGCCUGUUGCAGUUCUGAGAGCAGGUGCACGUUUGCAAGGUGUUGUCCUGUAGCAACCAGUUUACCAUUUUUCCAAGCACCAACAUGAAAUGUCAGCACAAUUCUUCCAGAACCGUAUUACUUUUGCAGCUGUUUUUUAAAUUGUCUCAUGAAUGCUGUCUUAAAGGAAUUCUUCAGGACACUA
Molecule: messenger RNA, 3686 nt
Organism: Bufo bufo (common toad)
Lineage: Eukaryota; Metazoa; Chordata; Amphibia; Anura; Bufonidae
Gene: DAGLB
Product: diacylglycerol lipase beta
Exons: 15
Coding region: 185-2206 (673 amino acids)
Biological process (GO): lipid metabolic process
Source: RefSeq, a predicted model, not a curated record